Mesorhabditis belari is the source of this 903-nucleotide messenger RNA. Lineage: Eukaryota; Metazoa; Nematoda; Chromadorea; Rhabditida; Rhabditidae. The record is from the annotation of a GenBank genome assembly.
AUGAAUAUUACCGAUAAAUUGUUUCAAUUCAAAUGGGAUUUCACAGCUGAUGACAGAUUGAAUUAUUUUGGUCAAAGUGCUUUCUCAAUACGAGUGCCCGCAUGGAUGAAUGAUCAAGAAGCGGGUUCUUGUGUGACGGGAGAACAGCGUUUCGUCACACCCGAAUUUCAAUCUCCCGUCGCUUUGAGCGCCAAUCGCUCGAUGCAGAGGACGUACGAAUGCGAAAACGCGACGGCGUUCACGUUUGAAAUGCUCGAAUAUUUGGGUGGACAAUUCACGAUGGUCUUGUUUAACGGAAAUCAAUCACUCUAUAAUGAAACUAUUAAUAGCGCUGCCGCUUUCCAUAACAAAACGUUCGAUGAAACGGAUCAAGUCAUUAUUUCCGCUCUGUAUCUCGAUCAAGAGCACACAGUGGCGAUAAAAAUGGCUCAUUUGAAAGCGAACGAAAAAGACAAAGCCGAUCUCCUUCAAGAGAUCGAAUUCAUGAAAACCCUUGAGGACAAGCUAACCGAUGAUGAUUUGGUGCCGUUGGCUUGGCAAAUAAGCGAUGCGCUGAGUUAUCUGUCCUCUCGAAAGAUGAUUCAUCGCGACGUGGCGGCAAGGAAUGUUUUGUUGGCUGGGACAAAAAUGGCGAAAUUGAGUGAUUUCGGUCUAUGCCGUCUCUCCGAUGAGAUGUUUUACACGACAAAAGGCGGCAAAUUGCCCAUAAAAUGGAUGGCUCCCGAAUCAUUGGAGUUCGGCGUUUUCACUGAGAAAACCGAUGUCUGGUCUUUUGGCGUUUUCCUCUAUGAAUUAUUCACCUAUGGAGCCGUUCCCUAUAUCGGUGUGGAUCCCGAGUUGAUGUUGAGCCAUUUGAAAGAUCAAAAAACAAUGCAUUUACCUGAUGCGGCUCCAGAAAUCAUG